This is a messenger RNA of Theobroma cacao (cacao), 3367 nucleotides long. NCBI's taxonomy places the organism in Eukaryota, Viridiplantae, Streptophyta, Magnoliopsida, Malvales, Malvaceae. The record is from RefSeq and is a predicted model, not a curated record.
UGGUGUAGUAAUUUCAUCUCAAUUGAGCAUUUCAAUUUCCAAGUUGGUCAGUCAACAAUCCGUUCUCUUGUGAUCCACAUUUUCAUAAAGUACUUUGCAGACAUUUGUGGUAGAUCCAUGGCGGAAGCAAUUCCAUACGGGACAAUCAGUAACAUCUUGUCCAAGUUGGUGUGGCUUGUUGGGGAAGAGCUUGGCUUGGCUUCCGUCUGGGACGAGGAGCUGGAGAAGCUUCUAGAGACUCUCAACACAAUAAACGCCGUCCUUCUUGAUGCUGAGGAGAAGCAGGAGAGUAACCGGGCCUUGAAGAACUGCAUAAGUCGGCUAGGAGAUGUUGUCUAUGAUGCAGACGACUUAUUGGAUGAAGUCGACUAUGAAAUCCAACACCAGAAGGUACAUGCUCGGGGAAAAGUAUCCGAGGUUCAUGUUUGGGAACAUGUACGCAAUUUCUUUUCACCCUCGAACCCUCUAGUCAUUGGUCUUAACAUGGGUCAUAGAAUUAAGGAGAUUAGAGGGAGGCUGGACGCAGUUGCAGCAGAUAUGUCUAAGUUUAACUUGAGGGAGAUAGUUGGAGAACUGGGUAAGAAAGCUAAGGAUACUGGCAGGGAGACUGCCUCAAAGGUGAGAUCGGAAUUAAUAAUAGGGAGAGAGAAAGAUAAAGAGCUUAUUAUAGAAUCAUUGUUGAAGAAGCAAAAAGAUGAUCAUGGUGACAUCAUCCCCAUUGUUGCCAUUGUUGGGUUUGGAGGUUUGGGAAAGACCUCGCUGGCCCAGUUGGUGUAUGUCGAUGCAAAAGUAAAAAGCUCUUUCGACCAACAGAUAUGGGUAUGUGUUUCUGAAGACUUUAAUAUAUGUAUGAUUUUUAAGGAAAUCUUGAAGUCUUUGGACAACACGGUCAAAGUGGAUAACUUGAAUCUAGAUCAAGUCCUAACAGAACUUGAAGAAAAAUUAAGAGGGAAGAGAUAUUUAUUGGUGUUGGAUGAUGUGUGGAAUGAAAACAAUUUAAAGUGGGAUGAUUUUUCAAAUUAUCUAGUCUGUUAUGGUGCUCCUGGAAGCAAAAUUCUUGUGACAACUCGUAGUAAGAUAGUUGCAUCAGCUAUGGGGAUACGCGAUUCUUACCUUCUAGAAGGUCUCAAUGAGGAUCAAUCUUGGGCUUUGUUUAAGCAGGUGGCAUUUAAAGGACAAGGCCAAAUCGAUACAGACCUUAGAGUAAUUGGAGAAGAUGUUGCACGAAGAUGCAAAGGAGUUCCUCUUGCUCUCAAAUGUUUGGGAGGAUUGAUGAGACAAAAGCCUAGUAAAAAUUAUUGGUCGUCUGUCCAAGAAAAUGGAAUCUGGAAGUCACUCGAAAAGGAUGGUAAUACUUCCCUGGUGUUAAGAUUGAGUUAUGAUCACUUACCAAGUCAUUUAAAACAAUGUUUUGUUUUUUGUUCGGUUUUCCCAAAAGACUUCAAGAUAUCUAAAGACAACUUGAUCCAAUCAUGGCGAGCACAAGGUUACAUUCAAUUAGAGGAAAAUGAGAAUAUACAAGACCUUGGUGAUGAAUACUUUAAUGAUUUGCUAUUAAGAUCAUUUUUUCAAGAGGAGGAGAAAGAUAUGUAUGGGAAUAUCAUCUGUUGUAAAAUGCAUGACCUUAUCCAUGAUCUUGCAUUAUCAUUAAAAGGUCGUCAUUUUCAUUGGAUGAAAGAUGAAAAAGAAAGAAUUUCAAAAGGAGUUCGACAUGUGUCAUUAGAAAACAAUUCCAAAGGAGUUGUUUUGACUUUGUUGGAAACAAAAGAGAUAAGAACUAUAUUUUUUCGGAUACACAUUUUUGAGGAUUUAUUUAUUCAAAAUGUAACUUUUUCAAGCUUCAAUUGUUUACGAAUGUUGAAUUUGAGUAAGAUGGGCAUUGUCACUUUGCCAGAUUCAAUUGGUGAAUUGAAGCACUUGAGAUAUCUUGAUCUUUCUGUUAAUAAGGAGAUGAAAGUGCUUCCAGAUGCAAUAACCAAAUUGCACCAUUUGCAAACUCUAUUACUAUAUCAUUGCAUCACUCUUGAAGAGUUACCAAGGGAUAUACAACACUUGAUUAGUUUGGAAUAUCUCAAGAUUGAUGAUUGCCAUGCCCUAAAGUACUUGCCAAAAGGGUUAGGGGAAUUGACUUCGUUACAAAGAUUGGACAGAUUUAUUCUGAACAGUGUUGAAGAAAGUUUCUCAACUGCAGCCACGUUGAAUGAGUUGAGGGACCUAGAUGACCUUGGAAACAGCUUAACAAUUGAACACUUAGAAAAGGUGAGGAAUGUGGAGUUAGAAUCGAAAGAGGCAUUAAAGAAAAAGAAACGGCUUCAUUCUUUGCAAUUGUGCUGGAGACCCUUGAACUGGCGGAGGACUUCCUCUUCAGAACGAGUGGGCAAUGAAAAGGAUGAGUCAUUGUUAAACAAUCUUGAGCCACACCUGAAUUUGAAGGGGCUGAAGUUAUCCGAUUAUGGCGGAGCAAGGUUUUCGAGUUGGCUAUCUUCAUUAACUAAUUUAGUCCAACUUGAAAUAAAACAUUUUUGUAAUUGCCAACAUCUACCACCCUUGGAUCAUCUUUCAUCUCUCAAAUCUCUUUCUCUUGAGUAUUCCAAUGUUUUAGAACACCUGCCACCCUUGGGUCAUCUUUCAUCUCUCGAGUCUCUUGAUCUUUGUGGGUUAGAUGUGUUAGAAUACGUGGCAGAUUCUUUCCCUUUGCCUUGUUCCACGUCAAGAGAAUCAUUCUUCCCGUGCCUUAAGAAACUUUCAAUCUGGCGCUGUCCCAAUCUCAAAGGAUGGUGGAAGACAAAGAAUGAGAACCAAGGAUCAAUCGCUGAGCUGCCUUGCUUUCCUUGCCUUUCCGAGUUAUAUAUCGGCAAGUGUCCAAACUUAACCUCCAUGCCGUUGUUUCCAUCUCUUGACCAAAGAUUCUCUUUGAAUGAUACUAGUGUAAGUCUUUUGCAACAAACAUUGGAGAUGAAGAUGACAUCAGAAGAAGCAUCAUCAUCAUUAGGGAGCGCUUGUCAUUCAUAUUCUUCAACUACCCUUCCUCUCUCCAAUUUGAAGCGUCUGAGUCUUGUUGACAUUAAGGAUUUAGAAGUUCUACCCUUCCUACAAAAUCUCACUUCUCUUGAGUACUUAUUGUUGAGAGACUGCCCUAAAUUGGAAUUGCUACUGCCGGAAAAGAUGAGCUGCGUCGUCCCUAUAAAAAAAUUGUGUGUUUCGAAUUGCCCUAAUUUGAGGGCCUUGCCGGACUGGAGACUCAAUCUCACUUCUCUUAAAACAAUUAAAAUUGAGAAGUGUCUUAAAUUACGGCACAUUCCAGAAGGGACGUUUGAUCUUACAUCUUUAUAAGAAUUAUCUGUUCAGAAUCAUACUCAAUCUCACU